AUGCCUUCUGACCUCACAUGGCCUCCCCAAGGGGCACAAGGGCUGCCAGGCCCCACCUCUAAGGUCAAGCUGGACGCUCAGCUUGCUCCCACGCCCACGCUGUCUCUCGGGCCUUGCAGUUCAGCCUACGACGCGCAGCUGCGCCAGAAGGUGGCGGUGAAGAAGCUGUCGCGCCCUUUCCAGUCUCUGAUCCACGCGCGGAGGACAUACCGCGAGCUUCGGCUGCUCAAGCACCUGAAGCACGAGAACGUCAUCGGACUUCUGGACGUCUUCACGCCUGCCACGUGCAUAGAGGAUUUCGGCGAAGUGUACUUAGUGACCACCCUGAUGGGCGCCGACCUGAACAACAUCGUUAAGUGCCAGGCACUGAGCGAUGAACACGUCCAAUUCCUCGUGUACCAGCUGCUGCGCGGGCUGAAGUACAUCCAUUCUGCCGGGAUCAUCCAUCGGGACCUGAAGCCUAGCAACGUGGCUGUGAACGAGGACUGCGAGCUCAGGAUCCUGGACUUUGGGCUGGCGCGCCAGGCGGAUGAGGAGAUGACCGGAUAUGUGGCCACACGCUGGUACCGGGCACCUGAGAUCAUGCUGAACUGGAUGCACUACAACCAGACAGUGGACAUCUGGUCUGUGGGCUGUAUCAUGGCUGAGCUGCUCCAGGGAAAAGCUCUCUUCCCCGGAACUGACUACAUUGACCAGCUAAAGCGCAUCAUGGAGGUGGUAGGCACACCCAGCCCUGAGGUUCUGGCAAAGAUAUCCUCAGACCACGCCCGGACAUACAUCCAGUCCCUGCCCCCCAUACCCCAGAAGGAUCUCAGCAGCAUCUUCCAUGGAGCCAACCCCCUGGCUGUAGACCUGCUUGGGAGGAUGUUGGUGCUGGACAGUGACCAGAGGGUCAGUGCUGCCGAGGCACUGGCCCAUGCGUACUUCAGUCAGUACCAUGACCCGGAUGAUGAGCCAGAAGCUGAACCCUAUGAUGAAAGCGUUGAGGCCAAGGAUCGAACACUGGAAGAGUGGAAGGAGCUCACCUACCAGGAAGUUCUCAGCUUCAAGCCCCCGGAGCCUCUGCAGCUGCCCAGCAGCCUGGAGAUCGAGCAGUGAGACAGCGGGCAGGGCCACACAGCAGCCUGGGGGACCUGAGCUGCCCCCUUAGCCCUCAACCCUAGCCUGGGAGCUCCUGCCCUCAAGGGAGUCUACGGAUGUGUGAGUGCGCAAGUGUGUGCCCACCAUGUGUAAGAGUCGGAGCAGAACUCCCUGGGCCUCCUUGGUCCUCCCACCCUGUCCCAGCAACUAGGCUCUCCCUGAGACCUCACAGUGGGCGGACCUGGAUGCCCAAGAAAGAGGCCUCCCUGGAACUGUGUCUAUGUCCACAUCUCCUCCGCCUUAGAGGGUAUCUGGGGUGGGUGGAGGCCAAAUGGGCCAGAAUCCUGGAGACUGAAAGGGAAGGUGGUGGUUAGAGCUGCUCAGGUUGGAAGUGAGGGGCUGUCCUGGAAAGUACCAAGGUCUGCCACAAGUCGGAGAGCCACAGCAAGGCCAGUGCCCCAACAGGCUGGGCAAGAUCCCUUGAGGGUGGCAAGGCAGGAACCACCACCACAUGUCCAGUCAGAGCUCCCUGUAGCCCAUGUUUUUGGUGCAUGUUGGUACAUAUGUAUUCCUUGUGUUUGCUGUCAGGGCAGGUGCAGGACUGUGUGCAUGUGGGAGCCCCAGGGCCAGCGGCUGUGUAGCAGGAGGCCUGAUCUUGGUGGCCUCACUUCCCUCCCCUACCCCCAGCUCCUCAUGCCCAAAGGGUGCUGAGCCUGACCCUGUUAGGACCAGCCUAGAGCUCAGGGGCCCUGAGGCAUCUGCAUGAGCAAAGGCCUGGGCUUCCUCCUUGGGCACAGGAGCUAUGGCAGGCUCCAGAGGACACAGUGCCAGCUGGGGGAGCAAGGGGUGCAACCUUGAGGAUGCUAAGGCAGGCAGAGCACAUGGGUGUGGACCUGGACACUCCACUCCUGCACCUUGGCCAAGAGCGGACAAACCUCUGCCUUCUUGCUACCUCUGACUACUGUUGUGGUCCUACAGCCAGAGACCUGGGGUGCUCUGGUAUAUGGGCCAGCCCUUGUCUUCCCUUCUCCCAGAAUGGAGCCAACCAAGUAACCCCUGGGCCGGGACCCUGCUCGGAGACAUGUUGGGGGAAUGACUCAUCCCUGGAGAGGGGGUGACUUCUUGCCUCCAGGGACCCAGGGAGGUCCAGAUGUUAAGUGCCUGCACCAGGGAUGCUCAAUAAAGGGGGUACC
Molecule: messenger RNA, 2273 nt
Organism: Fukomys damarensis (Damara mole-rat)
Lineage: Eukaryota; Metazoa; Chordata; Mammalia; Rodentia; Bathyergidae
Gene: Mapk11
Product: mitogen-activated protein kinase 11
Exons: 12
Coding region: 1-1098 (365 amino acids)
Biological process (GO): protein phosphorylation; intracellular signal transduction
Cellular component (GO): nucleus; cytoplasm
Molecular function (GO): MAP kinase activity; ATP binding
Source: RefSeq, a predicted model, not a curated record